Aspergillus campestris IBT 28561 is the source of this 1779-nucleotide messenger RNA. RefSeq names its product UV-endonuclease UVE-1. NCBI's taxonomy places the organism in Eukaryota, Fungi, Ascomycota, Eurotiomycetes, Eurotiales, Aspergillaceae. Gene Ontology annotation, biological process: response to UV; nucleotide-excision repair; mitochondrial DNA repair. The transcript has 2 exons. Bases 1 to 1779 code for a protein of 592 amino acids. The record is from RefSeq and is a predicted model, not a curated record. Gene Ontology annotation, cellular component: nucleus; mitochondrion. Gene Ontology annotation, molecular function: endonuclease activity.
AUGGCCAGUAUCCCAGGUGAAGAGACACAGACGCAGGAAGGCGGUGCGGAGUUCGGCCCAAAUGAUUCGCUUCCUGCUGGAUCUGGUGACCCGACGGCCUUGGACCCAGAGUCCGACGACAAUGUUCCCAUCGAGGCUGAGGAACUUCAGGAGGCCUUAUCACGGCCACCGGCGGUCAACAGCAGCUACCUUCCCCUCCCGUGGAAAGGAAGACUGGGUUAUGCCUGCUUGAAUACGUAUCUGCGUUACUCCAACCCACCCGUCUUUUGCUCUCGGACCUGUCGCAUUGCCUCCAUCUUGGAGAAUCGCCAUCCGUUGCAGGACCCCUCACAGCCGGCCCAUCCGACCAAGAACCGCCCCGAUAAGACCCAAACUCCCGAUGUUGUGCGAGGGCAGGCUUUCGUGGAGGCCUUGGGCCUUGCGAAUGCGCGCGACCUUGUGAAAUUGCUGCGCUGGAACGACAGAUAUGGGAUCAAGUUCAUGCGCAUAAGCAGUGAAAUGUUCCCAUUUGCCAGCCAUAAGGAAUAUGGUUAUAAAUUGGCCCCAUUCGCCUCAGAGGCCUUGGGUGAAGCUGGGCGUGUCGUUGCUGAACUGCGCCAUCGCGUGACCGUCCAUCCCGGCCAGUUUACCCAGCUAGGCUCUCCCAGGACGGAUGUAGUGGAGAGCGCGAUCAGAGAUUUGGAGUAUCAUUCGGAAAUGCUUGAACUCCUUAGAUUACCGCCUCAGCAAAAUCGCGAUGCGGUCAUGAUUCUCCAUAUGGGGGGCGUGUUUGGCGACAAGGAAGCGACCCUGGAACGAUUUAGACAGAAUUACCGGACGCUCCCCCAGGAUAUCAAGAAUCGCCUCGUGUUGGAAAACGACGACGUGAGUUGGUCAGUGCAUGACUUGUUGCCAAUCUGCGAGGAGCUGAAUAUCCCACUCGUCUUGGACUAUCAUCAUCACAAUAUCAUUUUCGACGACAGCCAGCUUCGCGAGGGUACCUUGGAUAUCAUGGGUCUAUACGAUAGAAUCAAGGCGACAUGGACUCGCAAGAACAUCACCCAGAAGAUGCACUACUCAGAGCCUAUUGCCUCUGCCAUCACCAAAAGCCAACGUCGGAAGCACAGUGACCGAGUGUCAACGCUUCCCCCAUGUGACCCGACGAUGGACCUGAUGAUUGAAGCGAAGAACAAGGAACAAGCCGUGUUCGAGCUGAUGAGGAAUUUCAGGCUUCCUGGACAUGAGCUUGUGAACGACAUGAUCCCCUAUGCCCGCACGGACGAGAACAAGCCAUUCAAACCGCCUCGCAAAUCGGCAAAAAAGAACGGGGAUUUUGUCGAUCUGGAGAGCCACUUACCUCCCCCGCGUACAAUCCCCGAUGACGAGGUGGGCAUGGGAGGCCCUGAUCGGCGAGUCUACUGGCCUCCCGGUAUGGAAGAAUAUUUGCGACCGAAGAAGGUCAUCCGCGCGAAAGCGCCCUCCAGCCCUCGCAAACCUCGUACGCCUAAAAAGACGGCCGACACCAACAACGGGGAGACGUCGCUCCCUGACGGCAACGUGGAGGGUGAGGCACCGAGUCCACCUUCUAAAGGAAAACGGACCCCUCGGGGCGCUGCUACUCCCACCAAGAGAUCGAGUAGAAAACGAAAGGUCAGCUCGCCUCUUUCUACACCGGAUCCAUCAGAAAAUGAAGGGUCGGAUGAUGCCAUUGCAGAGAAACCUGCACGCUCUCCGAGCAAUGGCGUGCGACGGAGUCGACGUACGAAGACCGUCAACUAUGCCGAGGAGAGCGAGGCGUAA